This is a messenger RNA of Elephantulus edwardii (Cape elephant shrew), 456 nucleotides long. RefSeq names its product ATP synthase-coupling factor 6, mitochondrial-like. Gene Ontology annotation, molecular function: proton transmembrane transporter activity. Bases 35 to 361 code for a protein of 108 amino acids. The transcript has a single exon. The record is from RefSeq and is a predicted model, not a curated record. Gene Ontology annotation, biological process: proton motive force-driven ATP synthesis. NCBI's taxonomy places the organism in Eukaryota, Metazoa, Chordata, Mammalia, Macroscelidea, Macroscelididae.
AGCUCAGGACUGAAGAGCAAGUAAUAAAGUCACCAUGAUUCUCCAGAGGCUCUUCAGAUUUUCCUCUCUCAUUCAGUCAGCGGUCUCAGUCCAUUUCAAGAGGAACAUUGGUGUUACAGCAGUGGCAUUUAAUAAAGAACUUGAUCCUAUACAGAAACUUUUUGUGGACAAGAUUAGAGAAUACAAAUCUAAACGACAGGCAUCUGGAGGACCUGUUGAUGUUGGCCCAGAAUAUCAACAAGAUUUGGAGAAGGAGCUUUUUAAGCUUAAGCAAAUGUAUGGUAAAGCAGACAUGAAUACCUUCCCUACCUUCAAAUUUGAAGAUCCUAUAUUUGAACCGGCUGAAAAACCCCAGUCCUAAAGCAUUAUGUAAAAUUAGUUUGGUAAUUUGUUAUGGAUUGAUUGUACAAUUAAAAGUAGUAUCAAAAUAAACAUAUUAUUUCACAGUUGUCAAAA